UGAGGACCGGAACACUCAUGUUGUGUCCUUGUGGAAUAACGAGGAAUAAGAACGUGUGUUGGGUUUAGUGUGUGUUUCUGUUUUCUCGUCACCAGGUUUAAUUUUAAAAGAGCCUGUCAUGCCUCUUCAUAAAUACCCUCCCAAAAUGUGGGAAGCUCUGAAAAUGAAGCAGGGCAUCUAUGCUCGUCUCCCUAAACACUACCUGAAGUCCCUGGAGAAGAAGGAGCCCACGCCUGUCCACUUCAGACCGCUGGGAGUUCAGUACCGAGCCAACCCAGUGACUGGGCACAAGGAACGUGUGCAGGACGUCCCGAUCCCCAUCUACUACCCCCCCGAAGCCCAGGACGGCCUGUGGGGAGGGGAGGGCUGGAUAAGUGGCUUCAGAUACGCCAACAAUGACAAAAUGUCCAAUCGUCUGAAGAAAACCUGGAAACCACAGCUGUUCAAAAGAGAGUUGUACAGCGAAAUCCUGGAUCACACAUUCACCAUCACUGUCACACCUCGCACUCUCAACCUCAUAGAUGCUGUCUAUGGCCUGGACUUUUAUAUUCUCAGAACACCAAAGGAAGACCUGAACUCCAAAGUGGGAAUGAACCUGAAGAGAGCAAUGCUGCUUUGCCUGGUGCGCAGAAACACAGAGCUUUACCCCAAUGACCCUGUCAAAAGAGAGAAGGUUUACAGUAAAUACAAGCAGUUUGAGAGGCCAGAGGAGGAGGUGGAGUGGGUGGGUCUGAGUCUGGAGGAGGCUGUGGAGAAACAGAGGCAGCUGGAUCACAAGGAGCCCGAGCCUCUUUUUAAGGUCUGUGUGGACGAGCUGGUGGAGAAGCUGCGCCUCCAACAUCUCUCAGAGCCACUCGUCAUAGAGAAGAAGUGACGACCACAAAUCAUCUGACAAGGACAGGAGCAGCUCUUCAGACUGAAACCAUUAAGCAGGUUGUACUGUCAAGCAUCAGGAGAUGGCAGCGGGAUUUGGAGUCGCAUGGUUAUUCCUUCGGGUGGAGACCUGGACGACUUUCUGAUGUUUCAGUUCGGAGCAACUCAAAGGAUGCAGCCACCUUGAACUAAAGCUAAUUUAUUGUUUCAGUUCUCCGUUUCCACUUGCAUCUAAGACCCAUAAGUGAGACAUUCAGGAGAAAAGAGAACAGCCACAAUCAGUGUAAAUACUCCCGGACCAGCUGAGAUAAAGAGCCUUGUAUGGAAGAUGGAAAAAAUAAAUAUAAUCCCUGUUUUCUUAAAA
Molecule: messenger RNA, 1237 nt
Organism: Limanda limanda (common dab)
Lineage: Eukaryota; Metazoa; Chordata; Actinopteri; Pleuronectiformes; Pleuronectidae
Gene: mrpl28
Product: mitochondrial ribosomal protein L28
Exons: 6
Coding region: 119-874 (251 amino acids)
Cellular component (GO): mitochondrial large ribosomal subunit
Molecular function (GO): structural constituent of ribosome
Source: RefSeq, a predicted model, not a curated record